AUAAGGAGGUAGUAGGGUGACUUCCACUAGUGAGAGCAUUUUACCUUCCAAAUGCUGCGAAGUUUCCUGGCAGCAUCGACAAAGAUGCCGAACCAGCUCGUUAGAGUAUUGCAAGCAUUUCCUUUUCACUUAUUCGUCCGAUCAGUUGUCAAAUCACAACGUUCCAAAGCUAGCAUUACUUUAGACUACCAAGACGCCGAUGGCAAAGCUACCGCCGAAUCCAUCAAACGGUAUUCGACUGUUUUACAAAACAUUAUAUUGGGGAUUACUGUCACUCUAUUGGUCGCAGUUUCUCUUGCGACGGCCAUAAUCACCACUUUAAGUGCUAUUAGGACCUUAGUUAUAGAUGCCUCGAAACAUCAAGAAGGCCCCAACAAGCUCUCGACUGCGGUGGUGGGGACAUACACUGCGGCGCAUCUCCUCGGUAUGUCCGCUUGCAUUACUUACCCAAGGCGCCCACAUGUCUAUCGAAAUGGACACACGGUCGAUGAGCAAUGGACUGUUUCGAUUCUCUAUCAAAUUACCCACUCGUGGUCCGAGUCAGUCCUUCGGCUACCGGUGAAGGGGAAACGACUCUCCUUCGACAUAUUGCCAGUGAUGGAUCAUCACACGCGGGCACGAGAUCUCUAUGACGCAUUUUACCAAAUCAAGGGCAGCAAGUCUCUUGCCACGCAUCUAAUCAGAUCGCAUUCCGUCGCGUUCUCUCUGCAGUAUGCCUAUGCCUUGCUUGAUGCUCUGCUCAUGUUUUUACCACAGUACGCUUUGUAUAGAUUGAUAAAAACACUGGAGAGGAGAGAGGCUGGGAUCAACUCGACCAAAGAAGCAACUUUCUGGGCCGCCAUGCUUGGCCUGUUUACGAUUUUAGCCAACUCGCUAAGGAAAAAGGACGUCAAAUCUGCUAGUACAAAACGCACAGAUAUAGAGAGCGACGACGAUACAAAAGGAACGGGCGCGAAAGAAGAGUCGGAAGAAGAGAAUGUCAAUGCCAGCAGACAAUCCGCCAUCAAUUUGGUUGGUGUCGAUGUUUCCCGUAUCGCCGACUUCGCAAAGUUCAACAUGUUUCUCCCGGGCAUCACCUUUCGUUUGGCCACAUCAUUCUAUUUCCUCCUAUCGUUAAUCGGGUGGCAGGCGCUCCUUGCGGGCUUGGUAACCCUGGUCCUGCUCGCGCCAUUGAAUGCACACACCGCGAAGAAAUACACCAAUGCUCAGGGCCAGCUGAUGGCCCACCGAGACCGAAAGGUUGCGGUCGUCAGCGAAGCCUUGAACGGGAUCAGGCAAAUCAAGUUCUCGGCCACCAAAGGGCAGUGGUACCGCAGAAUCCGAGAAUCAAGAGAAGGCGAACUGCGCGCACAAUGGAACGUGUUUGUGUUUCAUUGUUUCAUUGUUUUCUGUUGGAUCGUGGGCCCAGUACUACUCUCAGCAUCGUCGAUCUCAGUGUACGCACUGCUACAUGACAGUCUCCUUCCCUCUGUUGUUUUUACAUCCAUUUCUAUUAUGUCUAGCAUCGAAAUGACGCUUGUGAUGAUUCUAGAGGUGAUCACGAACCUUCUGAACUGCGCUGUCAGUCUGAAACGAGUCAGUGAAUACCUGGAAUCCGAUGAAAAGAGAAACGUUGCAAUCCCAGGCGACUCAAUCGCGAUGACGGGUGCGACAAUUACCUGGCCUGCGGAUGAAGUCGACCCAAAUACGUUCAGGCUAAAGGAUGUGACACUGAAGUUUCCAAAUAAUCAGCUCUCUGUUAUAGCCGGGUCGACCGGUUCUGGAAAGAGCCUGAUACUCGCAGCCAUCCAAGGAGAGGCCGAGGUGCUUGAGGGCAAUCUAGUUCUUCCACCCCGUCUCCCUUAUCACGAAAGAUUCGACCAGAGAGCAAAUAAGAGUAACUGGAUACUGCCGAAUUCAAUGGCAUUUGUUAGUCAAGAAGCAUGGCUGGAGAAUAUGUCUUUCCGAGACAACGUGUUGUUUGGACUCCCCUUCGACGAACAGAGGUACAACAAAGUCGUGAAAUAUUGUGCUCUCGAGAAGGAUAUUUCCUUCUUAAUUGACGGCGACCAGACUGAGAUUGGAACAUCUAGAAUCAAUAUUUCGGGAGGUCAAAAGUGGCGUCUCAGCUUAGCUAGAGCACUGUAUUCCCGUGCUGACAUCCUUCUCCUAGACGAUAUCUUCACAGCAGUUGACGCUACCACCGGAAGACACUUGCUUAAUGAAGCACUUACCGGGGAGCUCGCGCAAGGAAGAACUAGGAUCCUUGCGACUCAUCAUGUGUCAAUGCUUUAUGGCACGAUGGCGUAUGAAGUUAUUCUUGGGGACGGAAUGAUUAAGCGAUGUGACGAUUCUCCUGGCAAUGAGUUUAUUGACGAACCUUAUCACAAUGGCGCUAGGGAGCUUGGAGGCCAACGGAAGGAGUACGUCGGGGACCAUAAUUUGAUACUAGUUAAGAGCCACCAGUCCGAACCUCCAGAUGGCUCUCAUCAUCUAAGGAAGUUGGAUGCCACGCCGCGGAAGUUCGUCAAAUGGCGGGUGUAUCUCACAUACUUCCGCGCAAAUGGAGGGUUCUGGUUUUGGACAGUACUCCUCAGUACAUAUAUUUUCUUUGAAGUCAUGCUGCUUACACGAGGUACCGAUCCCAAUACCCUUUUCUACCUCUACCUAUACGUCGGUGUUUCCUUCGCUAUUAGCUUCGAAGGUGUGCUACGUCGCACCAUGUUCGAAAGCAUGCUGUCCAAUAUCUUGCAUGCAAAACUGCGCUGGCUGGAUACUGUCCCUAUCGGCCGCAUCCUCAACCGCUUCUCUUCCGACUUCACAGUUGUUGACUCUAAGCUCGCCCUGUCGGCCUCAUUCGGGAUCCACAACUUUAUGCUUGUUGUCGGCAUCAUCACGGCGGGUGCCUUCAUAUCGCCGAUCUUCCUUCUAUUCGCCGUCGCGCUGCUUAUCCUUUGCUUCCGUUACUCACUACGCCUCGAAAGCGUCGCUAAGUCUCCCAUCUUCGAGCUCUUCGGCUCGGCCCUUGCCGGCAUCGCUACGAUUCGUACGUACGACAUGACCCCCAGCUUCAUGACCACUAUGAACGCCCACAUCGACAACUACGUAAAGACACACUGGUACCUGCAGCUGCUUAACUUUUGGCUUACGUUCAGACUCUCCCUCAUCGGCGCCGCAUUUUCCCUACUCGUCUCUGUACUGAUAGUCACCAUCCACAACAUCGACGCCGCGCUCGCAGGGUUUGCUCUCGCGUUCACGGUCCAGUACAGCAGGGCUGUCACCACGAUGCUCCGGCAGGCCGCCGUUAUCGAGCUCGGCAUGAACGCCACCGAACGCAUUGUCGAAUACUGCGAACUCGACACAGAGCCCGAAACGGGCGUCGAUGUGCCGGCAUCGUGGCCGUCCGACGGCGCGCUCGAAGUCGACAACCUCAGCGUCGCAUACGCGGACGAUCUCCCCGACUCGCUAAAGGACGUGUCAUUCCGCAUCGAGGCGAGGGAGCGUGUCGGAGUCGUGGGGCGCACUGGGGCCGGGAAAAGCUCGCUGACCCUUGCGCUGUUCCGCUUCCUCAAGGCGAAAGCCGGGACGAUCACGAUCGACGGCAUCGACAUCAGCAAGGUGAAGCUGCACGACCUUCGCAGCCGGCUCGCGAUCAUCCCGCAGGACCCGGUUCUGUUCAGCGGGACGGUCCGGUCGAACCUCGAUCCGUUAGAGGAGCACGAGGACUGGGAGCUGCAAGACGCACUGGAGCGGGUGCAUCUGAUCAGCAGCAGCGGUAUCGACACGCCCGUCGCCGAUGACCCAUCAUCAUCCUCAUCCGCUACCUUCUCCGGCACUAGCACACCACGCACCCCCACCACCAAUAUUUUCCACUCCCUCACCUCCCCAAUCUCCGAAUCGGGGCACAACCUGUCCCAAGGGCAACGCCAACUCCUCUGCCUCGCGCGGGCGCUCGUGUCGCGGCCGUCGAUCCUGGUGCUGGACGAGGCGACGAGCGCGGUGGACACGGCGACGGACACGAAGAUCCAGCAGAGCAUCCGGGAGAACUUCCAGGGGUGCACGCUGCUGGUGAUCGCGCAUCGGUUGAGCACGGUGGCGGACUUCGAUCGCACCUUGGUGAUGAGUGAGGGGCGGAGCGUAGAGUUUGGGUUGUCGGGGGAUUUGUUGAGGAGGGAGGAAGGAGGGGUGUUUAGGGGGUUGGUGGAGGAGAGUGGGGAUCGGGAGGCGUUGAAGAGGAUGAUUUUUGGGGAGGGAAUAUGGGAUUUCAGAGGGAUAUAUAAAAGUCCUUUAAUUGAUAGAAAUGCGAAUAGACAAUACCUUUGA
This is a messenger RNA of Eremomyces bilateralis CBS 781.70, 4302 nucleotides long. Its product is annotated as P-loop containing nucleoside triphosphate hydrolase protein. The coding region runs from base 52 to 4302 and encodes 1416 amino acids. The transcript is spliced from 9 exons. Gene Ontology annotation, cellular component: membrane. The record is from RefSeq and is a predicted model, not a curated record. NCBI's taxonomy places the organism in Eukaryota, Fungi, Ascomycota, Dothideomycetes, Eremomycetales, Eremomycetaceae. Gene Ontology annotation, molecular function: ATP hydrolysis activity; ABC-type transporter activity; ATP binding. Gene Ontology annotation, biological process: transmembrane transport.